Dunckerocampus dactyliophorus (ringed pipefish) is the source of this 3069-nucleotide messenger RNA. Its product is annotated as basement membrane-specific heparan sulfate proteoglycan core protein-like. Gene Ontology annotation, biological process: cell-cell adhesion. The transcript is spliced from 8 exons. The coding region runs from base 15 to 1250 and encodes 411 amino acids. Gene Ontology annotation, cellular component: cell-cell junction. NCBI's taxonomy places the organism in Eukaryota, Metazoa, Chordata, Actinopteri, Syngnathiformes, Syngnathidae. Gene Ontology annotation, molecular function: cell adhesion molecule binding. The record is from RefSeq and is a predicted model, not a curated record.
GGGGAGCGAGGUGAAUGGCAGGUGAGGGUGAAAGGUCGAACAUGACUGGAGCAGAAAGAGACAGCCUGGCAGCACACAAAGUGAUUGAACUCUCGUCUCAACUCAUCAUGGACUCGCUCUCCCGUGUUCUGGUCCUCUUCUCUCUGCUAUGUUCCGCCACAGGUCAAGGUCUCGUAGUCACAGUGGAGCCCCGCACUAUUACUGUGCGCGAAGGGGAGCCUGUGAGCUUCAGGUGCCAAGUGGGGAGCGGUGCACAGCAUACUCAGCUGCAGUGGAGGAGAGCCAACAAUCAACCCUUAGCAGACAAUGUUAAGAUUGGCCCCGGGGGUGCAGUCAUGACAGUUGCUAAUGCUCGACCUGCUAAUCAGGGCGAGUACCAGUGUGUGGCGUCCAGCUCUGCAGGUUCCAGCCAUGCUUCGGCCCAGCUCAACGUCAAAUAUCCUCCUAAAGUGCGCCUGUCACCAACUGGAACCGUGCGGGUCAAAAUCGGUGACCGUGUGUCAGUGCAGUGUCGUGCCACAGGCAGGCCACGCCCCAAGAUGAAUUGGAGACGCCAAGGCUCCUUUCUGCAGCUGGUUACUGAGGAGAUAGAUGGCGUCAACACCAUACAGUGGCAUGUGAUACGUCCAGCGGACUCGGGUGUGUAUAUUUGCCAAGCUGAGAACAAUGUGGGUGUGGCCGAGGUCAAAGUUGAGGUCAUCGUGGAAGGGGGACCUGGUGUGCCCAAAGCUUCAGUGAGUCAUAAAGAAAUGACAGUGGUGGAGGGACACACUGUCACUAUGGAGUGUCAGGCCACUGGUACUCCAGCUCCUGUCAUUACUUGGUCCAAGCUGAGAGCCCCGUUGCCAUGGAAACACACAGUGGCUGGCGGUGUCCUGACACUGACCAAUGUGGGGCGCCAGGACUCAGGCCAAUACAUCUGUAACGCCACCAACAUCCAUGGCUACAGCGAGGCAUACACGCAGAUGGAGGUGGAGAGCCCUCCUUACGCCACCUCUCUGCCCGACCAAGCGAGGCUCCAGCCCGGAGAUUCUCUUUCUCUGCGUUGUCUGGCUCAUGGCUCACAUCCCAUUCAGUUUGAAUGGAGCCGGGUGGGCAGAGUCAACCUGCCUGCUGGAAGUCAGAGCACACAGGAUGGGCAGCUCCUCAUAGCGCGUGUUAAACUGAGCGACAGCGGAACGUACAAGUGUGUGGCCACCAACCACAUCGGCUUCAGUGAGGUGCUGGCCAAAGUUAUUGUAAAAGCUUAGGCCAACAUGGUCACAUCAUCUCACACUGCAGCGUUCCUGCAAGACUGGAUUGUGACAGCAAAUGGAAAGCAACACUCAAGUGUACAGCAGAUAAACUCAUACAUUUGUAAUAGUGGAUGUACUAAAAUCAGUAGGGGAAGCAGUUUGUUUAACUUUUGUAGAUGAGAAGACGACCAGCUCUAUUUGAAUGCUGUUUCCAAAACAGUGAUAGAAAUCUUCUGUGUGUAUUCAUUUUACUCCAUCCUCUAGAUGUACAUUUCAACCAAAAAACGAAAGGAAAAAUGAACAGAUCCACGGUGUUUAGUGGUAGUGGUGGGCCCUUAUUAGGCAAGGAACCAUAUUUGGUCAUUUUCAGAGUGUUUUUAAAGCAUGCCUCGUUAUGAGACAGUUGUGCGUGAUUUGGUCAAGGCUUAUGAUUCAAAUUAAAAUGCAUGCCCUAAGCUAAAUUCUCAAACAAGUGUCUUUGCACUGCACAUUGCACUGGACCACACUUUUAUUUUCAUGGUAAUUGGUAGGUGUGUGUUAAUAACAUGCACAGGUAUUGAAAAAAGAAAUCAGUAAUAUUGCUAUGUCAAUGAAUCCCCCUGAUACUUAAAAUAUAUUAUUAAUUUGUGACGCAUUUAGUUUCAAAUCUGAAUUUGUAAAAGUUAGCUUUGUAACCACAAGGGGGCGACAGGCACAUUGCUGUGACGCCUUCAUGGGAGAACACGUGCACUGCACAAAAUGAACCUUUUCCCAUAAGCGAUCGGCAGGCAUUCUAACGUUGACGCAAAAACAGAACUGCUGAGCAGAGCGUUUUAGCUCAUUGUGUUCGCAUGAACAAUAAAAUGCUAAUUUCACUUGGAGCAGACCUGUUGCAAAACUUAGCCCCGGAGAGCCGUGUUGUUACAUAAGAUUGAAAUCAGGCCUUUAAUGAAGUGUUAGCUUGCCAUUUAGGGGUUGCGGCUGCAGCAGUGAAAUGGAAAGAAAGCUGACAUUUCCAGUACUUGAGCCAGAGCGCAGCCUAUAUCUGGCCCCUCUCGUAAAAACCCAAACGUCUCCUCGGAGAAAGAGGCUUUACCCUUUCCGCUCUUCCAUCUUUACAAGCGUCAUCAAAGCUUGAGGGAGAAACAUCUGCCCCGUGUCACCUCAUCCCACCGCCUCACUUGACAGACACACACAAAAAAGUCCAGAGGGGAAACAUACUGUAUAUAUUGUUCUAUUUGAAAUAUAUCCAAGUAGAGAUCAGGCAGAGUGGAAAAUAAUUCAUUCUGUUGUGAAUACACACAAAGAAAUCCUUUCUAAUGGCGUGUAAUAGAAAAAGUUCCAGCAGUCCAAGCCACCUUGUAAUACAUUCAUCCCAUAAAUAGGGUUGGGUAUCAUUUACGUAUUAUUAUCCGAUACCGGUGCCAAAUCGUUACUUUUAAACGGUGCUGGUGCUUAAAAAAAGGAAAACAUACAAAUGUUGUCCAAAAACAAUGCCUUUUGAUUUUUACGGGGUUUUGUGCCGUGCAAUUUGAACAGAAUAGUAAUUUAAUACUUCAAUAAUACUGUAUAAAUAAAAUGAUAACUAAUAAAUUCACCAAUAUGAAAUAAAUCCACAACAAAGUGUCAUAAUUAUCACAGCAAAAUCAGCAGCAAUACAGAACACAGGUAAAUGUUAAAAAAAACAAUCUGCUUGUGUUGAAAUGUUCAUGUUCAAAAUUCCAGUGUUCACGAAUGCACCUCGCUAUCCGUGAGUGUGAUUGGUGGAUAAUGGGGAAGUGUCGUGUUGCUGUUGCGGAGAGCGGCAAACGCCGCGACCUGUUGGAGUGUUAAUGUCGACAAUAACGUUUAAAAA